AUUCCAAAUAAUUACUGCACAACAUUUUUUAUAAGUUUAAUGCGGAAGGUGAAGAAUGAAUGGUACUUUAAAUUCUUAUAUAGUAAAUAAAUGAUUAAGAAAAACCCUACUUCAACUAUUUUUAUAAUUGUGGGAGAUAUUACAACGAAAUUUAGUAGGUUAACUAGAUUUACUUUAUUGAAUUUUCACAUCACCAAACAAUCAUAAAGAAUUUUCUCAAAUAACAGCCUGUGUAAAAUAAAACAAUACACUAUGAAAUAAAAGAAUUGGUAACGGUCCAUUUGAAUAUUAUUUUAUCACAUAUAAGCUGUGUGAUGUGCUUCCUACCCAAUUUCCAAUUUAAUGAUUUCACCGUCAAUCCCACUUUAAUUUGUCUCCACAUAUUAAUAUCUUAUCAAUAAUUGAAACAGUACCAAUCUAUAAAUCUAUAGAUAAUGUAAUAAAAUUUUGAAUUUACUAUUUCAACUAAAAAUAUUAUCAACUUCUUCUCCAAAAACGCGGUUUCUUCGAGUUUAAGAAACUAUUCAUCUCCAAACUUUCAAAAAAAAACCUAAAACAAAAAAAAUCUCUUUCCUUCUUCUUUCUCCAUCAAUGGCGUCAACAAAACCAACCGAUCAAAUCAAACAACUCAAAGAUAUCUUCGCUCGUUUCGACAUGGACAAGGACGGAAGCUUAACGCAGCUAGAACUCGCCGCUCUUCUGCGUUCUCUCGGAAUCAAACCUCGCGGCGAUCAAAUCUCUCUUCUGUUGAACCAAAUCGACCGUAACGGUAACGGAUCCGUAGAGUUCGACGAGCUGGUCGUGGCGAUAUUGCCGGAUAUAAACGAAGAGGUUUUGAUAAAUCAAGAACAGUUGAUGGAGGUUUUCCGUUCGUUUGAUCGUGACGGAAACGGUUCAAUAACGGCGGCGGAACUUGCUGGGUCAAUGGCUAAAAUGGGACAUCCGUUGACUUACCGUGAAUUAACGGAAAUGAUGACGGAAGCUGAUUCUAACGGUGACGGUGUUAUUAGUUUUAAUGAGUUUUCUCAUAUUAUGGCUAAAUCGGCUGCUGAUUUUCUUGGAUUAACCGCUUCUUGAUCUGUUUUGUUUUAAUUACUCUCUUUUUUUCUUCUCCUGUCAAUGCAACUUGUGCAAUUUAACAAUGUGCUAAUCUUCAUUAAUUUAUUUAUGACUCGUUUGGUGUGACGUAAAA
Messenger RNA from Arabidopsis thaliana (thale cress), 1192 nucleotides. RefSeq names its product Calcium-binding EF-hand family protein. Gene Ontology annotation, molecular function: calcium ion binding. The record is from RefSeq and is marked reviewed. The transcript has a single exon. NCBI's taxonomy places the organism in Eukaryota, Viridiplantae, Streptophyta, Magnoliopsida, Brassicales, Brassicaceae. The coding region runs from base 592 to 1077 and encodes 161 amino acids.